AUGAUCAGCUUUUCGAAUAUGUCGCCAGAGGUGACCGAGGCGAUGUGCACGCCGAUGCACCUCAUCCUCCCACCCAACCAGACUCCCUCUGCGCCCGGUGCCCUCUACCUCGGCUCGCUAAGCGCCGUCAUGGACUCUGCCAAUCUGCGUCAGCAUCACAUCGCAGUCCUCGUUCAGGUUUUGGACGUCCCAUGGCUGCCGCCGCUCGAGCAGGAGGGCUACGAGUGCUACCGGAUGGAUGUCCUCGACAUUGAGUCGCAUGAUCUCAAGCCCCAUCUCGAAGGCGCCGUCGAGCGUAUUGAUGCCGCCCUCAAACGCGGCAAGAAUGUACUUGUCCAUUGCCAGCAGGGCAUCUCCCGCUCGGCGUCUAUCGUGAUCGCGUACCUCAUGAGGAAACGAGGCAUGACCUUCGACGCCGCCCUCGCCUACGUACGCUCCCGACGAGCGUGCAUAAAACCCAAUUCCGGCUUCGUGCGCUGUCUCCAGGAAUGGGAGCGCUCAAUGCAUGCCGGCGGCAAUCCUCGCCUGUCUGUCGCGCCGACGGGACCGUCACCUGCCAUGGCCCGUUCGCCGACGGCCAUGCACACCGGCGGCACCUUCACAUUACGACCCCCACGCCUUGCACGCGCCGCCACCACGGCAGGUUGA
This is a messenger RNA of Peniophora sp. CBMAI 1063, 648 nucleotides long. The record is from the annotation of a GenBank genome assembly. NCBI's taxonomy places the organism in Eukaryota, Fungi, Basidiomycota, Agaricomycetes, Russulales, Peniophoraceae.